Abrus precatorius (Indian licorice) is the source of this 1231-nucleotide messenger RNA. RefSeq names its product protein DJ-1 homolog D-like. Bases 68 to 1231 code for a protein of 387 amino acids. The record is from RefSeq and is a predicted model, not a curated record. The transcript is spliced from 5 exons. NCBI's taxonomy places the organism in Eukaryota, Viridiplantae, Streptophyta, Magnoliopsida, Fabales, Fabaceae.
GAACAACGUGAUUAGAGUUCAUAUUUCAACGCAAAGAUCCACCAUUCUCCCAUAAGCAGAAGAACCAAUGGCUCAGAAAAGGGUUCUGCUACUCUGCGGUGACUACAUGGAAGACUCCGAAGCCAUGGUUCCAUUCCAAGCUUUGCAAGCCUACGGCGUCGCCGUCGAUGCCGUUUGCCCCGGCAAAAAUUCCGGCGAUCUCUGCCGCACCGCCGUUCAUCAGUUGUCCGGUCACCAGACAUAUUGCGAGAGACGUGGUCACAACUUUAAGCUCAAUCUAACGUUUGAUGAUGUUGAAGCCAAAAACUAUGAUGGGUUGGUGAUACCGGGUGGGAGGGCACCAGAGUAUCUUGCUCACAUUCCAAGUGUUGUGAAGUUGGUGAGUGAGUUUUGCAGUUCUAAGAAGCCAGUUGCUGCUAUUUGUCACGGUCCUUUGAUUCUGGCAGCUGCAGGAACAGUCAAAGGUUGUAAGUGCACUGCUUAUCCUGCUGUUGGACCGGUGCUUGUUGCAGCUGGGGCUCAUUGGAUGGAACCUGAAAACCUUGCAUCAACGGUUGUUGAUGGUAACAUCAUAACUUGUGUUAGUUAUCGGGGGCAUCCCGAAUUUAUUCACCAAUUUGUGAAGGCAUUGGGAGGAAGCAUAAGUGGCUUCAACAAAAGAAUCCUAUUUCUUUGUGGGGAUUACAUGGAAGAUUAUGAGGUGACCGUUCCUUUUCAGUCUCUUCAAGCUUUAGGAUGCCAUGUUGAUGCAAUUUGCCCCAAAAAGAAGGCUGGUGACACCUGCCCAACUGCAGUUCAUGAUUUUGAAGGUGAUCAAACAUAUAGUGAGAAGCCAGGGUAUGAUUUUACGAUAAAUGCUAACUAUGAUGGUGUGAAUCCCUCAAGCUAUGAUGCUCUUGUCAUCCCUGGUGGUCGUUCCCCUGCAUAUUUGGCAUUGAAUCAAUCAGUUAUAGCUUUGGUGAAGCAUUUCAUGGAAAACAAUAAGGCAGUUGCAUCUAUCUGUCAUGGGCAACAGAUCUUAGCUGCUGCCAAUGUUCUUAAGGGAAGGAAAUGUACUGCUUACCCGGCAGUGAAGUUGAAUGUGGUUCUAUCUGGAGCAACCUGGUUGGAACCUGAGCCCAUAGACCUGUGCUUCACUGAUGGAAAUUUGGUAACAGGUGCUGCGUGGCCAGGGCACCCUGAGUUCAUUUCUCAGUUAAUGGCACUACUUGGGAUUCGUGUAUCUUUCUAG